This is a messenger RNA of Cornus florida, 1527 nucleotides long. RefSeq lists its product as uncharacterized. The transcript has 3 exons. Bases 1 to 1527 code for a protein of 508 amino acids. The record is from RefSeq and is a predicted model, not a curated record. NCBI's taxonomy places the organism in Eukaryota, Viridiplantae, Streptophyta, Magnoliopsida, Cornales, Cornaceae.
AUGGCAUACCUAGGAGAAGAUAAAUGCUUCAUUGAAAGUGUAGAUCCAGACAUCAUGUCUUAUGAUGAUAUUCAAGACAUGGCUGACCAAUUAGGGUAUGGGGUGAUUACUCAAGUAUUUUACACAGUACCAUAUUUAGAGGGUAAUCAGAAGUUCAGAGAAAUCAAGUGUGAUUUGGAUGUAUUGAGAAUGUUCUAUGCUUAUGAAGCUCAAGGAGAAACCAACUCGAUAACGUUGUACAUUGUUGCACCUUUUUUGAAUAUGCAAGGGUAUGAGGUUCCAAUAGACAUUGCUGAAAAAGAGGACUUAACUGAUAAUUUUGAACAACUGGAAUCAAACUAUGCUCCUAGUGAUGAGUUAAUUAGUCUAUGUAGUUCUGAUGAUGAGGAUAGUGGUCCUAUGCAGCAAGAAUAUAUGCCUUCAAGGGAUUUAGGGGUUAAAGAAUUAGAAUUAGGCAUGAAAUUUGGGACUGCUGUAGAUUUUAGAUUGACAGUUAGGGAAACAGCAUUGAAGAAAAGGUUUGAUGUAAAGUUUAUAAAGAAUGAUGGAGAUAGGGUGAAUGUAGUUUGUAAAAAUGAUUGUGGUUGGAAGAUUUAUGCCAGCAAACCAGAGGAUGAUGAUUGUUUGAUAGUGAAGACAUAUGUGAGUGAACAUACAAACUGCCUUUGGUUUCAAACUAAUUCACAAGCUUCGUCUUCUUACUUAGCUAAUAAGUAUUUAGAGCAGUUGAGAUCAAACCCAAAGAUGCCUCUUCAAACACUUAAGAGCACUAUUGCUUGUGAGUUGAACAUUGAUGUGUCAGAACACAAAGUCAAAAGGGCUAAGAGAAAAGCAUUGAAAGUUAUUGAGGGAGAUGAGGUAGAGCAGUAUGGCAAGAUGAGGGAGUACUCAAUGAAAAAUGGUUUUAAAGAAGGUUGUAGGCCACUAAUUGGUGUGGAUGAGUGUUUUCUAAAGGGGCCAUAUGGUGGCCACAUUCUCAGUGCAAUAAGUAUUGAUGGGAAUAACCAAAUGUUCCCAGUAGCCUUUGCAGUAGUGGAAUCUGAGACAAGGGAUUCUUGGAGUUGGUUUAUGACAGAGUUGAUGGAUGCUGUGGGGCCUUAUGAGGAUAUCACAUUCAUAUCUGAUAGGCAAAAGGGUUUGGUAGACACCUUUGAGAAUAUCAUGGUUGGUUCAAAACACAGAUAUUGUGUGAGACAUCUCUAUGAGAACUUUAAACUGAGGUUUAAAGGGCAGCAACUAAAAAUUGAAUUAUGGGAGGCUGCAAGGUCAUGUACAGAAGCAGAUUUUAAUGCACAUAUGAGGAAGAUACAUGAGUUAAAUGUGGAAGCUUAUAGAUGGCUUCAUAAUGUGCCAUCUGAAUUAUGGUCAAAGUCAGGCUUCUCAUACCAGUCAAAAAGUGAUAUGGUGAUCAAUAACAUGUGUGAAAGUUGGAAUGCAGUAAUUCUUAAAGCAAGGGAUAAACCAAUUAUGUACAUGUUGGAGUGGAUUAGAAGGCAUUUAAUGUUGAGGUUCCAACAAAAGAGAUAA